Durio zibethinus is the source of this 2293-nucleotide messenger RNA. It is a transcript of the gene TLP8, whose product is annotated as tubby like protein 8. The record is from RefSeq and is a predicted model, not a curated record. NCBI's taxonomy places the organism in Eukaryota, Viridiplantae, Streptophyta, Magnoliopsida, Malvales, Malvaceae.
UCUAGCUUGUAUUUGAAGUUUCAAACCAUUUUCCCGCUUCUCGUACAUGUAAAGGAGAACCAAUUAUAAAUAAAAACAGUCAAAAUCUCUAAAUUUUUUGGUUUCUCAAUUUCCCACGCACGAACGACAAUAAAGCGUUGAAUAGUUACCGUUAAUCUUUACCGAACACAGUCAUCUCACACAUUUCCCUAUACCCUUUCAAAUUCGAAACUUUCUUUUUUCCAUUUCCUUUCUUUUUCUGCUAUUCCAUUCUGAUUUUACCACCUCUACAACCAAAGUCCCACCAAAUCCCUGAUUUUGCCACGUGGAUUCAACCUCGCAUUAAAUCUGACUUGCGGAGUAGUUGGCACCUAGAGACAUUCAAAAUCUAGUAAGCCUAAAAAAACUCGAAAACAAAACCAUCAUUUCUGAAACAAAUGACUGGUUUUCAAGAAAUCUAAGCAAAACCCAGAACUCUAAAUCUGUCCUUCUUUCUCCAACAACAAUGAGUGAUUUCAAGGAACCUUUAGUACAACGCCAAGCUUCAUACAAUUCUCCAUAUGUUAAUCCUCUCACUGACCUCAAACACACCCGCAGCUGCAGUGAAGGAAAGCAUGCAUUCUUUGCAGGUAACAAGGAUAAUGUUGACAAAGAAAAUGCAGCUCCUUCAACAAAUAAUGUGUCUUCUUCUUCUUCUUCGGUGGCUAAAAAGACCACUCAUUUGAAAUCUUUGUCAACUAUUGGUACCUUUGAUACUUCCAAAGAAGUUCCAUGUUACAAGUCUUUGUCUACAGGGAAGCUUUUGAAAGAGUCAUCCCUUCAGUUCUGUAUGCAAAUGAACGAGCCUGACAAGGCUUUUGGGUGCAAGUUAUGGGACCCCAUUGAUUCAGAGAAUUCUAGUUCCUUGAAUAUUUGGGAUUAUUCGGAUUCCGAGGCUGCCCCUGCUUCUUCUUGGUCUACAUUGCCUAAUAGGACCUUGCUGUGCAGGCCAUUGCCACUGGACAUUGGAAUGUGUACUUGUGUUAUUGUGAAGGAACCCUCACCAGAAGGGUUUGAUGGUGGUACUUUGUAUUCACUUUAUACCAAUGAAGGUCAAGGACGACAGGAUCGGAAACUAGCAGUAGCUUAUCACAAACGACGGAAUGGGAAAUCAGUGUUCACAAUAGCUCAGACUACCAAAGGAAUACUGUCUAAUUCUGAUGAUAGUUAUAUUGGACUCGUGACAGCUAACCUCAUCGGAUCAAAAUACAAUAUAUGGGAUCAGGGUGGUCGCACCAAGUCGCUAAACAAAAGGUCUAAUUCUCUGUUGGGUGUUGUAACGUUCAUGCCAACCAUAUCCACAUGGACGGGAAGUUACCGAAGCAUGAAGGCGUAUAUACCUAAGCACCAAUCAAUGCAGCUAAAGAAUGUGACUCAGAUGCAACACAUCAGUGGACUACCUAAGGAUUGGGAGGGGAAAAUGGACAAAAUCCACAAGCUAUGCUCAAGGGUUCCUCGUUACAACAAUAUGUUGAAACAAUAUGAGCUGGACUUCAGAGAUAGGGGAAGAGCUGGACUCAGAAUUCAAAUUUCUGUAAAGAAUUUUCAGCUGUCAUUGGAGGAGAAUGGAAGACAAACAAUUCUGCAGCUUGGCAGAGUGGACAGAUACAAGUAUGUUAUGGAUUUCAGAUAUCCAUUGACGGGCUACCAAGCAUUUUGUAUAUGCUUGGCUUCAAUUGAUUCAAAGCUUUGCUGCACAAUGUAAUUGAAGUCCACAGCCAUUUGUUUGUGUUCAACCUCUGAACCGACGUUUUUCAAUUCCUAGCUUCACUUAGCUGAAGGAAAGGCGACCAUUUUUGCUUGAAGGUGGUGACAAGCUAUGUAAAGAAGCAUUGGUGAUGAUUCAUGUUUAAGAAUUAUAUAGCUUGAAUGCAAAUAUUGCAUCCUUGUUCCGCAGUCUCCACUGAUUGCUAAUCUAUCCUCAAUCCACGACGGUCAUGUUUCCAUGUAAUUUCAGUGUUAAUUGCAGAGAUUAAUUCCGAUUAAUCAUUUGUUCCUGCGUUUGUUAAAAAAUGAUGCUUUAAAAGUGAUGAUUUUUAAUUUCAAUGAUUAGGAUUCAUAUUUUAAUAGCCUCACUUACAUAUAGUCACACAUAUGUAAAUGUAUGAAGUAUUUUCAACAAAACAUAAAAUGCCAAUCAAAAUAUAUCAAGAAAACUAUUAAAAAAAAAAAAACCCUACAUUUUAAAACAUAUAGGAGCGGAUUCAUACGCAUUUUCUAUGAAAAGCUCAUCUAGAAUUAGAUUACAGGUAGGCCAGACAAGAAGAAAAGCCUA